This is a messenger RNA of Thrips palmi, 5812 nucleotides long. It is a transcript of the gene trh, whose product is annotated as protein trachealess. Gene Ontology annotation, biological process: regulation of transcription by RNA polymerase II. Bases 301 to 3441 code for a protein of 1046 amino acids. Lineage: Eukaryota; Metazoa; Arthropoda; Insecta; Thysanoptera; Thripidae. Gene Ontology annotation, molecular function: DNA-binding transcription factor activity, RNA polymerase II-specific; RNA polymerase II transcription regulatory region sequence-specific DNA binding; protein dimerization activity. The transcript has 13 exons. The record is from RefSeq and is a predicted model, not a curated record.
CCCCGGCCUUCUCGCACGGCUCCCUGCCCCUCCUCCUCGAUGGGAGGACUCUGGCGAGCUCGGCGCUGCGCCGCCGAGGAUAAACACAUGGUUGUGGUCAUGAUAUGACGGCAUCGUAGUGGUUCCACGGCGUGGAGGUGAUUCGGUUGUGAUUGUUCGGAGCCCGCGCAGAGCCAGGCCCCGCGCGGCCAGGGCAGGACGUACGCGAGUGUGUUUCGAGUGACAAGUGACGCUGUGAUAGUGUGCAACAUGUGUAGUGCGAGGGGUUCGCCGCGACCCAGCGGUCUGUGAGCGCGCCUUAUGACCGUCAUGCAGGCCGGCACGGUGGUGGCCGAGCCGGCGGAGCCGCCCUUCAAGCCCAAGCGGAGCAGCAAGAAGGCCGCCAGGACCAAGUCGCCGCCGACCUCGCCGCCGUUCAAGCAGGAGUACCCGCAGUACUACGACGGCCACGUGCCCGCGGCCUCGGACUUCGGCGGCCACUUCUUCAACGGCUACCACCACGGCGGCCACCAUGGCCACUUCGCGCAGCAGCAGAGUGGAUACCCUUAUUACCACCACCACCACCACUACCAAGUGCCGUACCCGCAGCAGCAGCUGUACGACCGCUACCACGACGCCGACGACUACCGGUCCGCGUCGUGGGAGGACAAGAGGUCCGAGGACGACAGCUACGGCCUGCAGCACUACGGAAAGCCUUCGGUCGACGACGUGGGCAAUCCGACUUCAGUCAAUACACGGAACCCCUCGUUUGACCGCAGUAUAGACGGCCACGGCAUCCUCGAGCUCCGGAAGGAGAAGUCGAGGGACGCGGCGCGGUCGCGGCGCAACAAGGAGAACACCGAGUUCUACGAGCUGGCCAAGAUGCUGCCGCUGCCCGGCGCCAUCACCACCCAGCUGGACAAGGCCUCCAUCAUCCGCCUCACCAUCUCCUACCUCAAACUUAGGGAUUUCUCUGGGCACGGCGAGCCGCCCUGGUCCAGGGACCCGCCGCCCGCCAAGAACGCCAAGGGUCCGAUGCGGUCGCGAGCGGGCAUGGCAAUGGAUCUCUUCGAGCAGCACCAAGGAACCCAUAUAUUACAGAGUCUGGACGGCUUCGCCUUCUCCCUCGGAGCGGACGGCCGCUUUCUGUACAUCUCCGAGACCGUCUCCAUCUACCUCGGGCUGUCACAGGUGGAGAUGACGGGUAGCAGUGUGUUCGACUACGUGCACCACGCCGACCACCAGGAGGUGGCCGAGCAGCUGGGGCUCGGCCUGGCGCCCCAGGGCGGCCAGGGCCUCGCCUCGCCCGCCAGCGCGGGCUCCGAGGAAGGCAUCGCCUCCAACACGGGCACCAUGAACCCGGACGUGGCCACCCAGAUGGCGCUGAGCACCACCACGGGGUACAAGGGGUUGGAGCGGUCCUUCUGCGUGCGGAUGAAGUCCACCCUCACCAAGAGGGGGUGCCACUUCAAGUCGUCUGGGUACCGGGUGGUGCUGGUGCUGUGCCGGCUGCGGCCGCAGUGCAGCUUCUCGCACUCGCGCAAGGCGACGCCGCCGCUGCUGGGCAUGGUGGCCAUCGCCAUCGCGCUGCCGCCGCCCUCGGUGCACGAGAUCCGCCUGGACUCGGACAUGUUCGUCACCAGGAUCAACUUCGACUUCCGGAUCGCGCACUGCGAGCCGCGUGUGUCGGAGCUGCUGGACUACACGGCCGAGGAGCUGACGGGCAAGAACCUGUACACGCUGUGCCACGGCGAGGACGCCAACCGCCUGCGGAAGUGCCACCUGGACCUGAUCAACAAGGGCCAGGUGCUGACGCACUACUACCGCCUCAUGAACAAGAACGGCGGCUUCACGUGGCUGCAGACGUGCGCGACGGUGGUGUGCAGCUCCAAGAACGCCGAGGAGACCAACAUCAUCUGCGUCAACUACGUCAUUAGCGCGCGCGAGUACGGCAAUCUGAUCCUGGACACGUGCCAGAUGGAAGACUCCAUCCAGACGGUGAAGCGCGAGGACAACAGCAACGACCCGGAGAACGGAUCGCCCGACGCCGACAGGGGAGAAGGUCACAGCAGUGGCGGCCCGUCCAACCAGCGCGACACGCACCGGUCGCCGCCCGACCUGGACGACGGCUCUUCGGAGGCGCCGGGCGACCACCGCGGCGGUCGACACCACGACCACGUGACGCAGCUGCAGCCCUUGCAGCCGCUGCACAGGCCGGGGCAGCAGCCGGGGCUCAACAAGAAGCUGCAGCAGCGGCGGGGCAGCAAGAGGAAGAUGUCGUCGAUGGCGGAGGACGACAGCAGCCUGUGCACGUCGGACGAGGACGACGACGAGGACGGCCCCAGCCGGACCAAGCAGCCGCACUUGCAGCAGCUGCAGGGCGUCGGCCGGGGCGCCGGCGUCCUCAGCCCGGCGUCGUCCUCGUGCCACUCCACCGGCAUGACGGCCGACGCCAGCCCCAAGACGUCGGCGCCGACGCCGUCCACGCCCGUCACGGCCAGCGCCACGGUGACGUCGGCCGCGUCGGCAGUAAACCACCACCCUGCGGACGACGGCGGCGACGCCGCGCCCACCUCCGUCAAGGACUUGGAGCACGCCAUGUCCAAGCACCUGCCCGCCGUCUCCCUAAGUAAAUGUUCCUCCCCGCCGCUCUUGUCCCUGCAGCCGCACGGCACGACGGACUUCAGCGCGGACACGCUGCUCAAGCAGCAGCAGCAGCGCAGCACCAUCCAGUGGAUCGGCGCGCACCACCACCUCAACCACCACCUGAACCACCAGCAGCUGCCGCACUCGUCGGCGGCGCCCCUGCCGGCCACGGCGCUGCUGCGGCAGCUGUACGCCAACCGCGAGUCCGUGAUCCGAGCCAACGUGCACGCCGGCGGCCCCACGCCGGGGCUCGGCGGCCGCGCCGGCUCCGUGGGUCCCGGGGGCGGCGGCGGCGCGUCGUACUACACGGGCGACGUCAGCCACGUAGGGCCGCUGCCCACGCCGCCGGGCAGCGAGGGCUCGUACGGCGACCACCAGUUCCUGCUGCACAACAACAAGGGCGGCGCCUCGGCCACCGCGGACGCCUUCAACAGCCUGGUGUCGUCGUACUCGGCGACGGGCGGCUACUCCGUGGACUACCACUCCGCCAUGACGCCGCCGUCGUCCGUGUCGCCGCGGGACAAGCACCAGCACCAGCAGCUGAACGCGGCGGGGGUCGCGGCGGGGGCGUUCGACAGCGCGGCCUACUCGGACGUGCUGCGGCACCAGUACGGCGGCAUGGACGGCUCGCCCGCGCAGCCGCUGCCCCUCAAGCCGCAGGCCUACCACAGCACCCUGGACGCGGCCACGGCGGCGGCCUACGCCGCCUCCACCGGCACCCUGGACCAGAGCCAGUUCUACCACCAGGGCUUCCACCUGUACCACCCCAAGCAGGCGGCCGGGCCCGCCACGUCCUGGUACUCGGCGCCCUCCUAGUGCAGUGAUAACUAAGUGAUAGACCCAAUAUACCAAAUUGUUGCCCGCGGGCAAUUCGUUGCAAGGACGGUCUUGGUGCGGACGGCGUCGACCAUUCCGAGGACCGCGGACAUUCCGUCGCCGACAGCCCGACAGCCCCGCGGCGAGGAGGUCCUCGAAGUGGCUGCCUCGUCCUCCCUCCGAAUGUGUACAGUAUAGUUAUGUUUUUAUCGUAGGGGUUCUUUUCAGCUCAUUUCGAAUUUUAUGGAAUAUGUUUUGUUUUUCUCAUUGGUAUUCUCCCUAUGUAGUUUUAGACGUGUGUUGACUGUGAAACGGCUCCGUCGGGUAACCACAAACUUCAAACGCGACUCAACAAUUGAAUACUUUGCUACCUGUAGAAAUAAAUCCAACUCUCGGCACUCCGAGGUGUAAUGUAACUGUGAUGGACUACGCAAGCCCUUCGACGCGUGGGUCGAGUGGAGCGGAGCGAAAGCGCUCUCGGCCGCCAAAGCCGCCCCGGUGAACUCCGCAGUCAAAGUCGAGCUCCUUUCCGGCGUCGACUGCACAACUACAUAUCUAAUGUGAUCUCCUGUCAAAACACAAUGUACAAAGGAAGAGCGCUCCGUGUGAUGCAGCAUAGUUGCUGAGGGUCCCCGCGGCCCGCCGCGCCCCGCCCAAGAUGGCCGGCACGGCGGCCAGGAUGGCGGCCAGGAUGGCGACGGCCCUUGGACACUGUCCAACUCGCGGCAGUUGAUAUGCACGUCGCCGGCUCGCCGCCGUGCGCGGCAUACCGCCUUCAAAUUGUUUUCUCUUGGCGGGGCCAGCGCUUUCGGCUCGUCCCCUUUUCGUCCUCGUGUCGUCCUCGUGUCGGUUGCCAUGCCAACCGUCGCAGUGUCGAACUGGCGGUGAAAAUUGAAAUUGAAAUCGGCACUGUGCAGCAGAGUGAGCAUCACACAGGGCAAGUGGGUGCACAGUAGAACCAAUGAAAGUGAUCCCUCGUACAUAUGUUAUGUAAAUAUUGUUUCAUAAACGUUUUAGCUGUACAUAUAAACCUUCUGUAAACCUAAGAAUUAUAAAGAUGUAUUACUAAGAUGGUGAGCCUGGAUGUGUGAUAGUGACUUGUUUAUGUUUUUUGUUAUGCAAUCCUCGGUAUUUGUACCAAGAUUUUUUCAACGAGUGAAAACUCUCUCUGUGGCUUUGUGGCAACUGGAAAGCACUGAAGUGGUCAGUUUUCUUGGAAGGGGUGAGAUCAGGCCCCGUGGAGAAAGAGUUUCCUCAAAAUUUAUAACUGUGCUGCCAAAGAUAGAUGAAAAUCUAAGGGCAUUGAGGACAAAUACUGCGAACAAUUGAUUUGCGCGGACAAAGAAGGCAGAAAUCAGAUAUGGAGGACCAAAAACCCAUUCCCUUUCUGAGUUCCUGUCUUCAGUCCGUACGAUACGUGUUUAGAUUUGUGAUAUGAUAUAGUAUACCAUUUCAGAGGGUUUAAAUUUUUGUUUUCUGCGCGUUUUUGUGGCAGCCAAUAAGUUUGUUGCGGCUUUGCCACGGUUUUGGACAGAGUGCAAUAGUUGCCAAUUAAGUUUGUUCAUAGUUAAAAUGUUGAUUUUUUAUUUGUAAACUCAAAACGUUGUCUGAUUUUUAUUGUUAUGUCAAGCCAAUUUUGUAUUUAAUUUUAGUAGGCAAAUAUUUCCAUGACAUUUAAUCCUUUAAAUAUAUUUUGAGUCCCUUGAAAAGAAUUUUGGAAUUGACUGAAUUCGAAAGCAUUUGGUUGGGGUCAAGAGAUGUUUCUCUUUUUAUUUCACAUUUCAGCUGUGAGGCCAAAGACACUUUGCGAUGGUAUUUUAAAAAUCUACCGAAAAUUUUGUUCCCUCCUUUAUAUAUGUAACUUGAGUUAUUUGACAGUGUUCUAUUAGUCUGACAUAUAUAGGGAUCGCGCAAAAUACUUAAGAAAAAAUAUUGUUUAUUUUUUUUUUGUUAUCACAGUUAAUUCCUUCCUUUUGCGGCACCUUUUGGAAUCCUUGCAGGCUAUUUAUAGCCUCAAAUUUUGUGUCUGAAGUACUGUCACUCAUGAGAAUGAGUAAAAAUAAAUCUACACUGUAGCCAGAAUGUUUCGCAUGUAACAAUUUCGGCAACCACGCCGAGAAAAACAAGUGUCCUGCUGUUAACAUUUUGUUACCCUGUUAUAUGUUUUCACUUUUUCCUGUAAAAAUAGUUGAACACUUGCUGCAUCGCGGCUGGCUGCUCUAGGAGCCAUGAGAAACAUUCUGAAGUGCAGUUCUACUUACUUCUACUAAGUUAUGAUUACCUACUGUGUAUAAACGCUGCAGCUACUACAUGUUUUGUUUUUUGUCCAAUAUAAAGAUGGAAAAAUUAAACUGUUACUUGCCACAGGAAA